AUGUUUAAGGUGGAGAUUGACACCAAUGCGGACGGCAGCCAUGAGCAAAUCCUAAAGAUUAAAGAACUGGGAAACCAAGCAGUAGUGGUCGAGAAGCAUUGUAAGCCCCGCGACCCUGCACAGUGCCACUGUUGCCAAGCCUACGGACACACAAGUGCAUUAAAUGCGCAGGCGUGCACACCACCACCUGCACUAAACUCCGGCAAACAGUCGCAGGAAUUGAACUGCAGCAUCAAAUUGACCAUCGACAAAGACGAGUCAUGCAAUGACGACGAUCAGGCAAUGAGUCCCUGCGUUCGGACGCCUCAAUUGGGUUUCAGCACUUUGGAGCCUAAUAUAAAUCAGAAUGUCGAGCUGCGAGCUCACUGCCAGUGGGCGUCCUAUUCUUAUUAUGCGGAUUUUCGCGAUGACAUUUUGCGCAUGCUGCUGGAGAAGCGUGGCAGCGACAUACAUAAGAUUACAUUUCACGAUCGCAUAUGGCAAUACCGCAUGACCACCUUAUGCAAACUGAGCCACUUGCACCAAUUGACAUUGUUGGAAGAAAAUUGUUUCACAGCCGAUAAACUACACAAACUGAUUACGGAUUUAAGACACUUGCAGCGACUGGAUAUUAUCGGCCAUCGGGUGAUGUUGAAUGAGGCAAAGCUGUGGCAAGUAGUAGCCAGCUGUCCAUCGCUAAAGAUCCUGAAUAUAUCAGGCAUAAAGCUGCACAAUGAAUUCUUUGAAUUUAGCCGGUGUCUCGUGGAGGCGACACUGAAGAAUCGUUCUCAGCCCUUAGCAUUGUAUUGCCACAACACAGAUGAAAACGAAAAGCUGAUACAGCGUCACUUCAAGCAUCCAAAUCUGAGGAUUUCUUUUAAGCCUUUAGAACCGGAAAACGUCGACUGGGGUAUGGUGCGACUGCAUUUGAAACCGUUGGACCGAUCCUGGAUUCCAUAAUGUGAUACUUUUCAUUAAUGAAAUUUACAAAUAUUAUAAUUACAAUAAAUGAUU
Molecule: messenger RNA, 993 nt
Organism: Drosophila albomicans
Lineage: Eukaryota; Metazoa; Arthropoda; Insecta; Diptera; Drosophilidae
Exons: 4
Coding region: 1-939 (312 amino acids)
Source: RefSeq, a predicted model, not a curated record